Rotaria socialis is the source of this 933-nucleotide messenger RNA. The record is from the annotation of a GenBank genome assembly. NCBI's taxonomy places the organism in Eukaryota, Metazoa, Rotifera, Eurotatoria, Philodinida, Philodinidae.
AUGACAUCUAAUAGUUUAAACAUUCCAACGAAUUCAUCUAAUUUUUGGUCGGAUAGAGGAUAUCGCAAACGAAAAAUUGAUGUUAUUGAUUGCGAAGAAAAAUCUCAACAUAAAAUAUUUUUCACCGAAGAAAAAUUAAUUGAAAAUAUGCAAUUACUUUCAUUAGAUUUAUCUGAAAAUAGAAGUAUAUCAAAUUCUGACAAUUCAAAAACAGAUGAUGAAAAGAGUAUUAAUCAAAAUGAACCAGAUAAUUUAUCAGAAAAAGAAACAAGAUUUGAAAUACAUAAAUUAUUCAAAAAUAAUCUAAUACGAAAUAACUUACAAGAUAGUUUAAUUAAUAAACUUUGUGAUUAUGAAAGAAAAAAAAUGUCUAUGCAAAUAGUGCCUUACAUGCCAAUUCAUUCAAUACAAUCUAAUAACAAUAAUAAUAAUAAUAUAAGUAAUACAAACGUGGAUGAACAAGAGAAAAAGCAAGAAAAUCAAAAUUUAUCUUUUGGUAAAGUUAAAGAACCUGAGGAUCGUGUAUUCAAACGACCAUUACCACCAACAUCUUAUACAGUGGAAGAACCAGCUGAAAAUACAACUAAACGAAUUCCAAAAAUGAAAAGGAGUUAUUCUCAAUCGAUGCGUUUCAAUAGCAAUCUUUCAGUAGUUGAAUUAAAACCUGACAGAAAUGAUUAUUCAUUUCAACAUUCACAAACCGAUUAUUUUGUUGUUGAACCCUGUACACCUGUUGCCAUUGAUUCUACGAGCAGCUGCUUGAAACCAACGUCACAGACGAAUCAAUCAUCGGUACAAAUAAGUGAAUAUUUUGAUUUUUCAUCACUAUCAGCAAGUACUAACAAUCCUUUUACAUCAUUUAAUGGUAAUAGUUUUAAUAUGGAAUCCAUUAUUUUAACAGAUAUUGAUGAUAAAAUGGACGAUGACAUUUGA